UCGGGCCCGGCGGGUGCCGGGAGCCGAGUCCCGCAGACCUGGGAGAACCGGGAUGGGGCGUGUGAGCAAUCACUGUGGGGUUCUUGACCCGGAGUUUUGCCCUGCCUGACACUCUCGCUUUCUGAUUUCCCUCCCAGCCCCCCAGUGCAAGCACCCCGGGAAGGUCAUCGCGUGUGUGUGAGACCCAAGAGCUGGUGGUUCCUAGGUCUUCUCCCCGCUUCACUUAGACAUCCUUUUCUCAUUCCGUUACCCUAUGGCUACCUACCCUCCAAGGGUCCAUUUUCCCCAUAACUCGGAGGAGGCACCCUCGUUCUUUAAGGCAGAGCAAGAAGCGUCCACCUGAGAGCUGACCCAUAGCUACGCAUAGCCUUUUUCUAGGACCCUGCCUGUUUCCCCGUUAGCCUCAGAGUUGCCUACCACACCACUCUUCUGCUGUGACCCCAGAGACAGAGCCUAUCACGUCCCAUUUGUUUGAGGUUUUGGGGUCCUUCUGGGGGCACUGACAGGAAGACAAAGGUCUGGGGUAGCAUUACAGCAAGAGUUAGCAACCUUCUACUGGUCUUCUUAGGAGGCCUGCGGAAUCUUCAGACUUUUUAUACUGUGAAAAAAAGGACAGACCUGUAUACAGUUCACCGUAGAGUGGUUACUUUUUGGCUAACAGUUGAGGUACAGAGGCUUAAGCGGAUGGUAUGUUCGCACAGUCCCGUGGUGCCGGCAGCACAUCUGGCCCUGGAGCAUGCUUAGUCAAAAGUGUCAAGGAAAGGACUGCUGUUGCCCUUCGACUCUGGAAAUCUUCACUCGAGUCCAGUUAAGGAUCCAGGACCCUACUCCACCAGUUCCAGCAAGCACGGACAUUCUCAGCACUGUCGGCUACGACAGCAUCAUCCAGCAUCUGAACAAUGGCCGCAAGAACUGCAAAGAAUUUGAAGAGUUUUUAAAAGAAAGGGCAUCAAUUGAAGAGAAAUAUGGCAAAGAUCUGCUGAGUCUCUCCAGGAAGAAGCCAUGUGGACAGUCCGAGAUCAAUACCUUGAAGAGAGCCCUCGAGGUCUUCAAGCAGCAAGUAGACAAUGUGGCCCAGUGUCACAUCCAGCUUGCGCAUACUCUGAGAGAAGAGGCCAGGAAGAUGGAGGAAUUCAGGGAAAAGCAAAAGCUGCAGCGGAAAAAGACAGAAACUAUAAUGGAUGCUGCCCACAAACAAAAGAACUCUCAAUUCAAGAAAACCAUGGAUGCCAAGAAGAAUUAUGAGCAGAAAUGUCGGGACAAGGAUGAGGCGGAGCAGGCUGUCCACCGCAGUGCCAAUGUGGCCAACCCAAGGCAGCAGGAAAAGCUUUUUGUGAAACUGGCAACUUCAAAGACCGCAGUAGAGGAUUCAGAUAAAUCGUACAUGCUGCAUAUCAACAUGCUAGAGAAGGUCCGGGAAGACUGGCAGAGUGAGCACGUGAAGGCCUGUGAGGUGUUUGAGGCUCAAGAAUGCGAGCGCAUCAACUUCUUCCGGAACGCGUUGUGGUUACAUGUCAAUCAGCUGUCCCAGCAAUGUGUCACAAAUGAUGAAAUGUAUGAACAAGUUCGUAAGAGUCUGGAAAUGUGCAGCAUUGAGAAGGACAUCCAGUAUUUUGUGAACCAGCGUAAAACUGGACAGACCCCACCAGCACCCAUCAUGUAUGAGAAUUUCUACUCUCCUCAGCGGAAUGCAGCCCCACCGGGAAAGACCACAGGGCCCAAUGUAGCAAGGAGAGGACCUCUCCCAGUUCCUAAACGUCUACCAGAUGACCCUGAUUAUUCCUUGGUUGAGGACUACACUUUGCUCUAUCAGUAGCACCCGUGGUGAAAAGAAAGCUUUCCCCAGUUACUGCUUCUGUGACAUGAAAAGAUGCCCCGAGAGCAGCACAAUCCGUAACCAAAUCAUGUCAAUCAUGAAGACUUCGAUGUGAACCCUUGUGGAACAUUUUUUGGUAUUUUCAAUUUAUAGUAGACAUUUGACUCAACCUAGCCAAGUAGAGAUCUGCAGAGUUCUUUUUUUUUCCUCCGGAAGUUUACAUACUGCCCCAGAAGGAAGAAUUAUUUCCUGGUUAGUUACUAAGGUUAUGAGUGUUGUUUCCUGUCUGGAAAGCAAGGCCACUCUGGAUUCUGAGUGUCGGCUUGAGCAGGCAGGGCUGCCAAAGAUGCUCCUUGGGCGGUGAGAAGUAGGGGCAUGAAAACAGCGACGGCCUCUCUCAGUGGUGCGAUAUUUAACAUCGCCGUUGUUUUCGGCUGAAGGACUUCGCCACGUCCGAUCGGACUUGCUCAUUUUACAGAUGGGGAAAUAAGACACAGCAGGGUGAGAUCAGUUUCCUUACGAUUCUGACAGCCAAUGAGAAGAGACAGAACCAGACCUAGCCGAUAAGUUUGUUCUACAGCGCUAGUCUAUUCUUCUAGCCCUUCGUGAGGCUGCCAUGCUCGUGCUCAAGCUAAAGAAGGGCGGGCAAGUUGGAUCAGAGAGUAAAGGUGCUUGUGCAAGCCCGAGGUCCUGAGCUCCACCGCUGCAGCUCACAUAAGGGUGGAAGGCCUCCACAUGUGCUGUAGCACACACACAGCUGUGACUGACGUGCGUGCACACACAUCCCUUGCUGUGCUCUGGAACACUUAAAGAGGCAUUCUCUAUUUAGCUCUCUCCCUUUGUUACCCACACACGGCAGGAAGAUCACGCACCGUUUAUGUCGUAUUCACACCUGAGAAAGUGGAACACUUCAGUUAUGACAAAACCCAUUAGCAUGGCUUCUUAUCGGGCAUGUCAUAAACGCCUGUGUCACUGUAGAGGACAAACAAGUUCCUUUCCUCCGUACAGUAGAGUCCCUGGGAAUUUGGACAAAUUGAUUAAACUAAGAUUGAAAGCUGGGCAUGGGGGUGCCUGCCUGUGAUCACAGCAUGCUGGAGGCUGAGACAGGAAGACUUGAGUCUGAGAUUGGCCUGGGGACAUAGUGAGAACCCAUCUCAACCCCUCCCCCAUAAAAAGAUGGACGGUUUCCCCUCUUUCAAUAUAAGAUGCUCCCAGCUGCCACAGCUGCUUGUCUUGACAGGAAAUUUGCACCAGUCGGGCAUCCUUUUGAGAAACUCAUGUUUCUGACUUCCCCAAACUGGAAAGCCUCAGGAAAUUGUCUAUUGCACAUAGAAAAUUCUGUUUUUAAGUAUAUUAUUUAUUGUUGGCAAGUCCUCAAUGACUGUUUUCUAUCAAUCAGCAUAAUUGAUGUAAACGUGUUUCAUGAGUGUAGAAUAAUAUUUUAAUUUUAUUGCUUGUUUUUUUUUUUUUUUCUGCUUGACAUGAAGUAAAAUAAAAGUUCCUGAUGAUUUGG
Molecule: messenger RNA, 3329 nt
Organism: Peromyscus californicus insignis
Lineage: Eukaryota; Metazoa; Chordata; Mammalia; Rodentia; Cricetidae
Gene: Pstpip2
Product: proline-serine-threonine phosphatase interacting protein 2
Exons: 15
Coding region: 737-1816 (359 amino acids)
Biological process (GO): actin filament polymerization
Cellular component (GO): plasma membrane; actin filament; cytoplasm
Molecular function (GO): actin filament binding
Source: RefSeq, a predicted model, not a curated record